This is a messenger RNA of Dermacentor silvarum, 1157 nucleotides long. It is a transcript of the gene TfIIFbeta, whose product is annotated as general transcription factor IIF subunit 2-like. The coding region runs from base 159 to 923 and encodes 254 amino acids. The record is from RefSeq and is a predicted model, not a curated record. Lineage: Eukaryota; Metazoa; Arthropoda; Arachnida; Ixodida; Ixodidae. Gene Ontology annotation, biological process: transcription initiation at RNA polymerase II promoter; transcription by RNA polymerase II. Gene Ontology annotation, cellular component: transcription factor TFIIF complex. The transcript is spliced from 8 exons.
UGGCGCAGAUUUCAAAGAUGGUUGCGCCCAAGCAGUGAAAAGCCGCGACGCGGAGACUACGCUUGCGCUAAUUCCUUGGUCUACAGUUACGCUUGAGCGUUGAUCGAUGGUUGAAAGUAUUUACACUAUUCCGAACACAAGUCGCUCACUCUCCUAAAAUGGGUGAUCAAGAGAGAGACGUUGACUGUACCAACGCAGCCCGUGGCGUAUGGCUGGUAAAGGUGCCGAAAUACAUCGCUUCUAGGUGGAGCAAAGCGCCACCCAUGUCGGAGGCUGGGCGGCUGAGAAUCACGAAGGGAGCAAAUGGUAAAUCGGACAUUCGGUUUACACUGAGCGAUGAAUGUGUCAACAUGAAAGACCCAGCUGACAAGUCGGCCAUACCCAAAGAACAUCGUUUCGUCAUCUCCAACAUAGCCAACCAGAACUUAGCCGUUUUCUCACAGAACAAAGUGGUGGAAGAUGGUACAGAGCAUUCCUCUCGUAAGGUUUACCUGGAAGGCCAUGUUGUACAGAAAGGAGAAUGCAGGCCCCUGGGAGAUGACCGCUACAUGCAACUGAAGAGGCAAACUAUCCUCAAGGCUAGCCAACCUGUGCGUCAAGUGAAGCAGCUAGAUCGAAUUGUGCAGAACUACAAGCCAGUGUCUGACCACAAGCACAAUCUGGAGUUUGAGCAGAAGAAGAAGGCAGAGGGCAAGAAGGCACGUGAGGAUAAAGAUAAGGUGCUGGACAUGCUUUUCUCAGCCUUUGAGAAACACCAGUAUUACAAUAUCAAGGACUUGGAGAAGAUCACACGGCAGCCAGUGCCUUACCUGAAGGAGAUCCUGAAGGAAAUCUGCAAUUACAAUGCCAAGAAUCCUCACAAGAAUAUGUGGGAGCUCAAGCCAGAGUACCGUCAUUACAAGGAUCAGGAGGCCAAGCAGUGAUUGCUUCGUGAAUCGCUUGUUGUGCACCUCACCUUGAAGAGCUACGUGAUCGAAGACAAAAAUAUGUAUACUGCCUCCUUUGACAUCGCGUUUUGAUCUCACAGAAGUUCUAAGACAUGGCAAAUUCUAUCAUAUGGUCCGCCCUUUGUACUCACGUUCAAGAAAGCACAGCAGCUAGAAGUUGUAUGUUGUCAACCAUAUAAACAAAAAUAAAAACUGCCCCUUCCUCCACUA